Messenger RNA from Oncorhynchus masou masou (cherry salmon), 2344 nucleotides. Its product is annotated as serine/arginine-rich splicing factor 11-like. The transcript is spliced from 12 exons. Gene Ontology annotation, cellular component: nucleoplasm. The record is from RefSeq and is a predicted model, not a curated record. Gene Ontology annotation, molecular function: RNA binding. The coding region runs from base 220 to 1611 and encodes 463 amino acids. NCBI's taxonomy places the organism in Eukaryota, Metazoa, Chordata, Actinopteri, Salmoniformes, Salmonidae.
GAAAGGCUGUGGUCUAUCUUGGUUUAGUUAUAUACAUCUUUGGUAGCGUGCUAAUGGCCGUGGGAAUUCAAUUGUGUAGCAUUAGCUAGUGGAAAUGAUUGUUGUUUAUGCCUGCUUGACUGCACAAUUAUAUGUUACGUUCUUUAGAUGCUAAAUUAGUUGGGUUGUUACAUCUAGCUAGACGUCUGUGCGUUUCAAAUUAACAUCUAGUCGUGGAAAAUGACGAACGUUAUUCAGGUGACAAAUGUCUCUCCGAGUACCACCUCUGAACAGAUGAGAACUCUCUUCGGGUUUCUUGGAAAUAUUGAAGAACUGAAGUUAUUUCCACCAGAUGAAUCUUCCUUGCCUGUGACUUCACGUGUCUGUUUUGUAAAGUUCCUUGAACCUGAGUCGGUUGGAGUGUCCCAGCAUCUGACCAACACUGUCUUCGUGGACAGAGCGCUGAUUGUUGUCCCAUUCGCAGAAGGAGUGAUUCCUGAUGAGUCUAAAGCUCUGUCACUGCUGGCACCAGCGAAUGCCGUGGCAGGAUGCAUGCCUGGAGGAGGCCUUCUCCCCACUCCGAAUCCUUUGGCGUCCAUGGGAGGCGUACCUCUUUCAGCUCUCGGAAAUCCGAACAUGGAUCACAUGGCUGCCAUGGGCAUGUCUGGCAACAUCAACCCCCAGACCCUCUCUGCUGACUUUCUGAAGCUUAUGCAGUCCAUGGAUCCUACUAAGAUGAAUCCAAUGGCUGCUGGUAUGAUGAUUAAUCCUGGUAUGAAGAAUGACUCCAACAAGGAGAUAGAGGAGGCCAUGAAGAGGGUCAGAGAGGCCCAGUCACUCAUCUCUGCCGCUAUCGAGCCAGGAAAUAAGAAAGACGACAAGCGCAAACAUUCCCGCUCCAGGUCCCGGUCGAGGCGGAGGAGGUCCAGGUCUCGUCACAGGCGAUCAAAGAGCAGGUCUCGACGGAGGUCCCACUCAAGGAGCAGGAGGCGGUCGAAGAGCCCCCGCAGACGGAAGUCCCACUCCAGAGAGAGGGGUAGACGCAGCAAAUCCAGGGAUAGGAGGAAAGAAGAUAAAUCCAAAAAGCGCUCCAAGACGCCGCCUAAGAGCUACAGCAGCACCAGGAGGUCUCGAAGCAUCAAUCGGAGACGUAGAAGAAGCCGCAGCGCCUCUAGGUCACCAAAAAAGUCCAGGUCCCCAAAGAGGAAACUGUCCAGGUCCCCUUCCCCUAGAAGGCACAAGAAGGACAAAAAGAAGGACAAAGAGCGAGAGAAGGACCGUGACAGGGGGAGGAAAGACGUCAGAGAUCGGAGCCAAGACGAAAGAGAACGCUCCAUUAGUAAGAAGAGCAAAGACAAGGAUAAGGACCGAGACCACAAAUCUGAUAGUGAGAAAGGAGAUGUCAAGAAUGCUUUGCUCUUGAAGGUGACCAGGGAUUACGAUGAGGAGGAGCAAGGCUAUGACAGUGGAAAAGAAGUAGAGGAUGAAGAGGAGAGGAAGAGCGACUCUGAUUCUGCGUCUCCCCCGAAGCCCCAGGAGUCUGACGAGAAGCUUGCAGGGGAGAGCGGCAAGAAGUCCAAACAGAACGGAGAUGACCACCAUGAUGAGGAAGACAUGGAGAUGAGCGACUGAGUACACCCAGGGAAACCCAGCCAGAUGAUGUCACUGAAAACCGACAGGCUCCAUUCCCUACCGUUCUCUUUUUAAAGGCAUCUAGAUAACGUGUCUGAUCUUUUAAAUGAAUACCUGUGGGAAUCUGGUGGGUUGUAGUCCUAUUGGGGAGAUGUACAGUUUUUAGAGUUAUAGAGACACUUUCCAUCUCUAGACUGGUUAGGGGAAAUAUUGUUCCUGUUUGAAAUAGCCAGUUUAUUUCUGCCUGUGUCUGGUGAGCAUGUGUAGGAAAUCUGUCCCAAAUGAUUUUUGCAAAAUAUAAAAUGUCAAAUUGCUGUACUUUUAUGUUGAAGGGCCUGUUGAAUGUGAGGGAUUUAGAAAGUGAUUUCCUUUUUGGGCCUCAAAAGAUAUUAUUCAUCUUGAACAUAUAGGAAAUGUUUUCUCCUAAAUGACUCACAAAACUUAUGUAUACUUAAACCUUUUACAGGACAGGGGUUGGCCCCUCACCUACUCAGACUGUUAAAUUGUUUUUAGCCUGGUUCCCUUCUGGUUUCGGUGUAGCUUUCUAUUCUUUGUUGUAAUCUUGACAAAUUGACUCAAUCUGUAAAGCACUUAAUACUGUUGUAGACUUACCCUUCCACCCGUGACAAUAUACUGUAGAUCCAAAUCAGUGUUUGGAUUAUUAUGAUGGAACACCCUGUACUGUCUACAUGUUUUACAAAGGAAAGUCUAUAAUAAAACGUGGUCAAAAUAA